GGAGACUGUGGCUGGGUAUCAGCCUGUCCAAGGAAAAGCUCGCACGAUCGUGUAGCAGCGGCGUUUCAGGGAUUAUGGGAAGCUGUGUGGGAAAUUUAGACAAUUUAGAACAUGGCAACCAAGCAGAGAGAGCCGGUCACGAUCAUUAGCCUCCAGAGGCUGAGCCUGGAGACCCCAGAGCCACAGCCCAAAGAGUCAAAGACGUUCACCGUGGAAGAUGCUGUGGAGACCAUUGGAUUUGGACGUUUCCACAUUGCCCUGUUUCUGAUCAUGGGAAGCACUGGGGUUGCCGAGGCCAUGGAGAUCAUGUUAAUAGCAGUUGUGUCUCCUGUCAUCCGCUGUGAAUGGCAGCUGGAGAAUUGGCAGGUGGCGUUAGUGACCACGAUGGUGUUUUUUGGCUACAUGGUAUUCAGCAUCCUCUUUGGCCUCCUGGCUGACAGAUACGGCCGCUGGAAGAUUUUGCUCAUCUCGUUCCUGUGGGGAGCCUACUUCUCCUUGCUGACCUCUUUCUCUCCCUCCUACAUCUGGUUUGUCUUCCUGCGGACCAUGGUGGGCUGCGGCGUGUCUGGCCACGCGCAAGGACUAAUACUUGAAACUGUUCUGAAGCCCAUGGGGCGCCCCGUGUCUCCCCAGGUGUUCUGGCUGGCUGGCUCCCUGCUUAUCAUCGGCCUGGCCUCUGUGGUGAUCCCCACCAUCGGGUGGCGGUGGCUCAUCCGCAUCGCCUCCAUUCCUGGCAUCAUCCUCAUCCUGGCCUUCAAGUUUAUCCCUGAGUCUGCGCGCUUCAACGUCUCCACUGGGAACACGCAGGCUGCCUUGGCCACACUGGAGCACAUCGCCAAGAUGAACCGCUCCGUCAUGCCUGAGGGGAAGCUGGUAGAGCCCAUCCUGGAAAAAAGAGGAAGAUUUGCAGACCUAUUGGAUGCUAAAUAUUUACGGACUACGUUACAGAUCUGGGUCAUAUGGCUGGGAAUUUCUUUCGCCUACUACGGUGUCAUCCUGGCCAGUGCCGAGCUGCUGGAGCGGGACCUGGUCUGUGGCUCGCGGUCAGAGUCCGCAGUGGCGGUGACUGUGGGGGACACCGAGGGGAGCCAAAGCCCCUGCCACUGCCGCAUGUUUGCCCCCUCCGACUACCAGACCAUGAUUAUCAGCACCGUCGGUGAAAUUGCUCUGAAUCCUUUCAAUAUCCUGGGCAUCAAUUUCCUGGGACGAAGGCUGAGCCUUUCUAUCACCAUGGGAUGUACAGCCUUAUUCUUCCUUCUCCUCAACAUUUGCACGUCAAGCGCUGGCCUCACGGGCUUCCUGUUCGUGCUGCGGGCCUUGGUGGCAGCCAACUUCAACACCAUCUAUAUUUACACUGCCGAGGUCUACCCCACGACGAUGCGUGCUUUGGGGAUGGGGACCAGUGGCUCCCUGUGUCGCAUUGGUGCGAUGGUGGCGCCAUUUAUAUCCCAGGUUCUUAUGAGCGCAUCCUUCCUGGGGGCCUUGUGUCUUUUCUCAUCAGUCUGCAUCAUAUGCGCCAUUUCUGCAUCGACUCUCCCCAUUGAGACCAAAGGACGGGCCCUACAGCAAAUUAAAUGAAGAUCUACAAACCAAUGUCUACUGGAGAAGAAAAAUGCAUUUUGUCUCUACAAUGAGCUGGGGCACAUUUUUAAAAACUUGAUUUAAUUUCUGUAUGCUACUUGGUAAUUAAGAAACUGAUUAUGGAUUUUUGAAAAAUAAGGCAAUGAGAAUGAGGUGGGUUAAUUUUAUAUUCCUGUAUCUUUUGGAAGCCUGUAUAGAACUGUUUUAAAAUUAUACUUCAGAGAUUGGAAAGGUGGGUCUGUGGGAGAUGGGUAGGAGGAAGGGGGCUUUUCUUCUUUGACAUGAAGUCUGUGCAUAUGUACUUGAUAUUCUCCCAGGAAGUUUAUAGCAAAAGCUGGACUGAAAUUUUGUAGCUAAGGCAUGAACUUGAGGUUGUAUCACUAAGCCUUUCAAAACAGAGUCACCAAAUUCACAACAAAAGUGAACGUUUAUAUUAUGGCCUCCACCUUGAUGAAAAUUGUUUACUUACAAAAUAUGCUUAAAUGAGUAGGAAUCUUGUGCAUAAUAGGAAGAAACUGGGAAUAAACUAAUUUUUCCCAUUC
Messenger RNA from Suricata suricatta (meerkat), 2123 nucleotides. It is a transcript of the gene SVOPL, whose product is annotated as SVOP like. Gene Ontology annotation, cellular component: membrane. Gene Ontology annotation, biological process: transmembrane transport. Lineage: Eukaryota; Metazoa; Chordata; Mammalia; Carnivora; Herpestidae. The transcript has 16 exons. The coding region runs from base 112 to 1578 and encodes 488 amino acids. Gene Ontology annotation, molecular function: transmembrane transporter activity. The record is from RefSeq and is a predicted model, not a curated record.